Molecule: messenger RNA, 606 nt
Organism: Sphaerulina musiva SO2202
Lineage: Eukaryota; Fungi; Ascomycota; Dothideomycetes; Mycosphaerellales; Mycosphaerellaceae
Product: dUTP diphosphatase Dut
Exons: 2
Coding region: 24-563 (179 amino acids)
Source: RefSeq, a predicted model, not a curated record
UGUCCAUCUCAGCCCGCGCAACAAUGAUUCUCCCCGGCAAAACUGCCAUCUCUCGUGGCAUCAUCCUCAACCUCACAAACCCCACCCUCCAAAUCCAACCCUGCGGCAUCGACCUCAGUCUCCGCAAAAUAUUUUCCUGGACAUCAGCCGGCACCGUCGAUUUCAGCAAUCAAUUUCGCGCGGGAAGUAGAAAAGAGCAGCUCGAAUUCACCGGAACCAGAACCAGCAGCACCAGCAGCAGCAGCAGCCCCAAGACCAAAUCUAUCCACCUCAGCGCGGGAAAUUACAUGGUGGAAUUCCACGAAGAGGUGAAUAUGCCCUUGGAUAUUAUGGGUCAGAUUUUUGUGCGGAGUUCACUGUGGAGGAUGGGAGCGCUUUUGAGUGCUGGAGUGAUGGAUAGUGGAUAUCAAGGCGCUGUAGGCGGAUUACUACAAGUCCUCAAUCCUCAUGGAAUUGUUUUACAUGAACAUGCGAGAUUGGCGCAAAUGGUGUUUCAUGUCAUGGCGGAAAAGGUCGAAGGAGGGGGAUAUAGUGGGGUGUAUCAGGGUGCGAAGGGGCUUUAGAAGAAGAAGGAGAACUGGUCAUCAGCUACGCGCGGCGGCCGAC